UUUGGUGUUUAUCUGAAACUCAAAUGUAACUGGGCAUCCUGUAUUUUAUCUGGCAACCCUACUAAGGAGAAAAAUUCCUAUUUUGUCUUUCAAGUUCUAAGUCAAAUGACUAUUCCUACAUGAAGUCUUCAGUGAUUUCUCUGGGUAGUUUGUUUUUCCCUUCUGUUCUUUUAUAAUCUCACCUGCAUCUAUCCAUUAUAAUAUGUAUUACUCUGUAGGCGCCUGAUCCUUCCCAUUCCGACCUUUCAUCUUUUGUGGGGAAAGCGUUUUAUGUUCAUCUCUGAAUUCCCAACCUUGGAGAUGUUGAAUGAUUGAAAUGGUAAUUGAAUAAACAUUUACUGAGAGCCAGUAGGUUUAAAAGGAGGAAUGAAGGAGAACCAGCAUUUAUUAAUUGCUUUCUAUAUGCUAAAUAUAGUGCUGAUUGCUUACAAUAUUUAAUGCCCCUUAGGCCUUAUUAAUAAAAUGGACGGGCAGUCUUUGGCCGCAGGAAGAUCACAUUCUCCUGAGGCCUAUAACAUUUGGCAUAAAUAACUGAUGCCAUUCUAGUCUCUGUAUCUCCUCUCUGAGAAAGCUGAACCUGGGCCUAGUUGGCGUAGAACUCCGGUUUCCAUAGAAACAAGAGGGUCUGUAAAAGUCGAGGGAGACAGGAAGAGCAGUUUGCACUUCCGGCUUACGUCAGAGACGCGUACAACCCGGAAGUUGAGGCAGCGCGGUUGCUUAUGGUCGCUCCCUGAGAGGAUGCCGCUCGUGGUGUUUUGUGGGCUGCCGUACAGCGGCAAGAGCCGACGAGCUGAAGAGUUGCGCAUGGUGCUGGCUGCUGAGGGCCGCGCGGUGUACGUGGUGGAUGACGCAGCUGUCCUGGGCGCAGAAGACCCAACCGUGUAUGGCGAUUCUGCCCGUGAGAAGGCAUUGCGUGGAGCUCUGCGAGCCUCCGUGGAACGGCGCCUGAGUCGCCACGACGUGGUCAUCCUGGACUCGCUUAACUACAUCAAAGGUUUCCGUUACGAGCUCUACUGCCUGGCACGGGCGGCGCGCACCCAGCUCUGCCUGGUCUACUGCCUACGGCCCGGCGGCCCGAGCGCGGGACCUCAGGUGGCGGGCGCUAACGAGAACCCGGGCCGGAACGUCAGUGUGAGUUGGCGGCCACACGCUGAGGAGGACGGGAGACCCCAGGCGGCGGGCAGCAGCGUCCUCAGGGAACUGCAUACUGCGGGCUCUGUAGUAAAUGGAAGUGUCCAGGCCGACGUACCCAAGGAACUGGAGCGAGAAGAAUCCGGGACUGCAGAGUCUCCAGCUCUCGUGACUCCGGAAUCGGAGAAAUCUGCAAAGCAUGUGUCCGGUUCCUUUUACUCUCCAGAACUCCUGGAGGCCCUAACGCUGCGCUUUGAGGCUCCCGAUUCUCGGAAUCGCUGGGACCGGCCUUUAUUCACUUUGGUGGGCCUAGAGGAGCCGUUGCCCGUGGCGGGGAUCCGCUCUGCCCUGUUUGAGAACCGAGCCCCACCACCCCAUCAGUCUACGCAGUCCCAGCCGCUCGCCUCCGGCAGCUUUCUGCACCAGUUGGACCAGGUCACAAGUCAAGUACUGGCCGGAUUGAUGGAAGCGCAGAAGACCGCUGUCCCCGGGGACUUGCUCACGCUUCCUGGUACCACAGAGCACUUGAGGUUUACCCGGCCCUUGACCAUGGCAGAACUGAGUCGCCUUCGUCGCCAGUUUAUUUCGUACACUAAAAUGCAUCCCAACAAUGAGAACUUGCCCCAACUGGCCAACAUGUUUCUUCAGUAUCUGAGCCAGAGCCUGCACUAACCAGAGGAGGUAGGGAGAAGCCAUGGCUUCUGAUCUCCACUCCACGUUAUUUCUCUGGGAAGAAUAGGCUGAAGGUCUCCAGAGCAUAUCGAUGCAGUACUGUACUAGAGCUGUUGUGACUGAUUCACUCAAACUUUCCUGCAUGCCCCUGUGCCAGUCCUUGGGUUUACAGCAUAAGUUGAGACUAAAGAGAAUGGAGAACUAUCGUGGUGCAUCCUGGCAAAUCCCUCCAGAGGACGGAGCUCAGGUGGACAGGGAUUGCCUAGAUGGGAUCCUACUUGGGUUAUCACAGAGCGUUGACCAUUGGCUUCCUUCAUCUGAGGCGUGGGAGAGCAGACUGGAUGGAUGAGAAUUGUUUUAAAACAAUUGUGAACAGAAACUGAAGAUGGCACAGUUCUACAUCUGCACCUGCCCUUUUAUCAUACCACAAAAGUAUUUUUUGAGUACUGUACUGACUUUUUGCUAGUCUCUAUUCUGGGACUGAGUUCACAGAUAACUACAUUGGUGUCUGUCCUUGGGAAACUUUUGUUUUUGUGGAAGUAAGCAAGUUAUCUACUAGAUUAUUUCCUCUAAUAAAAUCUUUAAAAAUAGUCUACUGGAAUUUCUUUCACUUAAUGUUCCCUGUGUAACUUUCAUGUUAACAUUUUAGGUAUACUUGUCAUUGUUCCUUUAAGUGAAGUAGUAUUUUGAUAGUUCUGAGAGAGUAAAUGUUUUGAUCUACUCUAGAGUAAUUAUGUUGUGACAAUUUCCAUAACUGUUGUGCUUCAUUCUGUAUUUCAAGGCAAAUAUUGUAAGCUUGUCAGUUUCAUUCUUCAUUGAUUUCAUUGAACAAAUGAAAUUAAAGUAGUACUUACUUUAA
Chlorocebus sabaeus (green monkey) is the source of this 2662-nucleotide messenger RNA. RefSeq names its product KTI12 chromatin associated homolog (gene KTI12). The record is from RefSeq and is a predicted model, not a curated record. NCBI's taxonomy places the organism in Eukaryota, Metazoa, Chordata, Mammalia, Primates, Cercopithecidae.